Molecule: messenger RNA, 675 nt
Organism: Lipotes vexillifer (Yangtze River dolphin)
Lineage: Eukaryota; Metazoa; Chordata; Mammalia; Artiodactyla; Lipotidae
Source: RefSeq, a predicted model, not a curated record
AUGCAUGAGGCCAAACUGAGCAAGCAAGCUGAGUGAUAUGUUGACAUGGCAGCCUGCGUGAAGUCUGUAACUGAGCAAGAAGCCAUUAAUCUUCUCUCAGUAGCUUAUGAAAAUGCUGGAGCCCAUAGAUCAUCUUGGAGGGUUGUCUCAAGUACUGAGAAAAUGAUGGAAGGUUCAAUGGCUUGAGAAUACAGAGAGAAAAUUGAAAGUGAUCUCCGAGAUAUCGAAAAUGAUUUACUGUCUCUUUUGGAAAAAUUCUUCAUCCCCAGUAUUUCACAAACCCAGAGCAAAGUCUUCUACUUGAAAAUGAAAGGAGACUACUACUGUUACUGUCAGUUUACUGCUGGUGAUGACAAGAAAGGAUUGGAGCAGUCACAGCAAGGCUACCAAGAAGCUUUCCAAGUCAGAAACAGAAAAUGCAACCAAAAACAUCCUAUUGUAUUGGAUCUGGGCUGUAAGUUCUCGUUCUAUUGUGCAAUUCUAAACUUCCUGGAUAAAGCCUGCUCUCUUGCAAAGACAGCUUUUGAUGAAGCCAUUGCUGAGCUUGAUAUGUUAAGUAAAGAAUCACACAAAGACAGCAUGCUAACAAUGCAGUGACUGAGAGGCAGCUUGACAUUGUGAACAUUGGAUGCCCAAGUGGACAAGUCUGAAGCAGGAGAAGGAGGGGAAAAUUAA